AUGGGCGUAGAAAUACAGACGAGUUUGACACCAGCAGCUGUCCAUCUGUCAGCUGAAAAGGAAGUGCAAACUGUAACCUGCUGGGGGUACGACGGCCAAACCAUGACACAUAUCGACUGCAAGCAGGUGCUCCUUGCCUGCGGGCCGUGGACCCCGUCCAUUUACGAAACACUCUUCCCAACUUCGCGCCUUCGCCUGCAAUGGAUCACCGACGCUGGGGACUGGAUUCUCUGUAAGAAUCCAUGCCCCAGCACGAAAAACACUACAGCCGUAGUGUCUUUUGCCCAUCUGGUCGGUGAAAAGCUGGAGUUCGCCGCUCUCAACGAUGGGACCAUCUGGGGUUGCGGACGAAGAAAUCACUACGCCCCGCUUCCUCCCCCUGGCCACGCGGAAGAGCCAGAUGAGGCACUUGUUGCAGAACUCAGCGCUCAUGCUCAAAGAUGGCUGGACUGGAGCUGCCAUUGCACCGAGGAGCAUGCCGGGAUGGUCCAGGUGGUGAAGAAGUCGAAUACUGGCAGCGACACUGUGAAGCGCUCGAGCGGUUUCUUUGUUUGCUGGGGUCACGGCUUGUUCGGGUUGACACUCGGUAUGGGUAACGGGCGGCUUACGAGCCAGCUAAUGUCUGGCGAGGAGCCGGACAUUGAUCUCACCCCGUUUUCAUUGUACGAGGACUAG
Messenger RNA from Diaporthe citri, 675 nucleotides. RefSeq lists its product as uncharacterized. NCBI's taxonomy places the organism in Eukaryota, Fungi, Ascomycota, Sordariomycetes, Diaporthales, Diaporthaceae. Gene Ontology annotation, molecular function: oxidoreductase activity. The transcript has 2 exons. The record is from RefSeq and is a predicted model, not a curated record. The coding region runs from base 1 to 675 and encodes 224 amino acids.